Messenger RNA from Parastagonospora nodorum SN15, 501 nucleotides. RefSeq lists its product as hypothetical. Bases 1 to 501 code for a protein of 166 amino acids. The record is from RefSeq and is a predicted model, not a curated record. Lineage: Eukaryota; Fungi; Ascomycota; Dothideomycetes; Pleosporales; Phaeosphaeriaceae. The transcript has a single exon.
AUGAAGCCGACAGAAGAGAGGGCGACAAUAGCGGUUGAAGUCGCAGCCCUGUCCGCUGCUCGCCCACGCCAAACCAUGCCCUUCCCCAGCAGCCAACCAGUAGCCACUCAGCGCCCAGGCCCUCAAGCAGCCGAGCGGCACCCAUGCCCUGUCGACGCCCAAGCCAUCGCAGGCUAUCCCCAGUUGGACGCUCUCCGCCAGGCCCCGCCGUCUGCACUGGCCUGGGUCAAGAACCUGUUCGCAUGUCUACGCGGCCAAUCGUCACGGGACAAGCCAUCGCCGUCCGCUGGAUGCAUCUGCUCGUCAGGUGUGUACUGCACAUCAUCGCCCAUGAUCCUCCUCUCAGCGCCCAACGGCGAUGGCAGUCCCGCCCUCCGCCCGCGACAAACGCAUGGUUUGGCGGUAGCUGCAGCGAGGGUCGGCGAAGUGCUUGCAUGGGCGGCGCAUCGGGACGCGCUCUGGCUUCCGACAGGCAUGGCUUGUCCGACAGUCAAAGGCUGA